This is a messenger RNA of Acanthamoeba castellanii str. Neff, 735 nucleotides long. Its product is annotated as Miro family protein. NCBI's taxonomy places the organism in Eukaryota, Discosea, Longamoebia, Acanthamoebidae. Gene Ontology annotation, biological process: tRNA methylation; tRNA wobble uridine modification. Gene Ontology annotation, molecular function: GTP binding. The record is from RefSeq and is a predicted model, not a curated record. Gene Ontology annotation, cellular component: cytoplasm; mitochondrion. The transcript has 10 exons. The annotation marks the transcript as partial.
AUGAGAUAUAACAUCAUGGAACAGGGACGAGAGGCAACGGAUGAUUUCGUGGAGGAUCUCAUAUCGGAUGAGCCCUAUGCCAUCGGCGAGGUGUCGGCCAUCGUCGAACAGCUCACCGAGGCAUUCCAAGAGCUCUCCCACAAUCUUCGCAAACCCAACAUCCUGCUGGUGGGCAAGACGGGCGCGGGCAAGUCUUCGCUCAUCAACGCCGUCUUCGGGGCACGCUUCGCGGAGACCGGGUCCGGGCAGCCCGUUACACAGCACUUGCAAAAGUAUGACUCGGGCCAGGUGGUGAUCUACGACACUGUCGGCCUCGAACACGGCAGCUCAGACCAGUUUGUGAACGACGUCAAGCAGUUCAUUGCCACCUCAAACAAGAGCAGCGACUCGUUCGAGGCCAACCUGUGCAACACGAUCUUCGGCGACCUCCCCAUCUUCAUCAUUCUCAACAAGGCCGACACUGCCUCCCCGGAGCAGGCGCGCAUCGUCAAAAACCAAAUUCUCUCUCUCAAACUAUCCAACUGUAAAGCCGUGUUUGAAGUGGGUACGGAAACCGCGUCCGUGUGUGUCGUUUUCAGACCGGAAGAAUUAUUCUAUAUCCGGUUCCGCGCCAAAACAAAAGAGGUCAUAUGCGACAACGAGGCGUGCAAUGCGCGAACAAUUUUGGGUCCGACGCUCGGUCUAGGCGACCUGGUGUCCACCACCAUCGACCAUCUGCCCCUGGUCGCUCGCCAC